Molecule: messenger RNA, 506 nt
Organism: Prorocentrum cordatum
Lineage: Eukaryota; Dinophyceae; Prorocentrales; Prorocentraceae
Source: the annotation of a GenBank genome assembly
CGGCCGGCCAGGGCGGCGUCGUAAACGGCCAGGGCAGCACCGCAUCGGGCCAGGGCCGAAACGUCGACGGCGAGGGCAGCCGCGUCGGGGGCCAGGGCAGCGCCGCGCAGGGCCAAGGCAUCGACGCAUAUGGCCAGGGCAGCAGGGUCGAGGGCCAGGGCAGCGCCGCAGAGGGCCAGGGCAGUAACGUAGCGGGCCAGGGCAGCAACGCAGACGGCCAGGGCUGCCGCGUCGAGGGCCAGGGCAACGUCGCGGAGGGCCAGCGCAGCAGCUACCAGGGCGGCAGCGUCGAGGGCCAGGGCAGCAACGUCGAUGGCCAAGGCAGCAGCGUCGAGGGCCAGGGCAGCGGCGUCGAGGGCCAGGGCGGCAGCGCAGAGGGCCAUGGCAGCAACGUAGAGGGCCGCGGCGGCAGCGUCGACGGCCACGGCAGCAGCGUCGAAGGCGACGGGAUCGAGAGCAGCGCAAGGUCCGCGGCCAGCGUGAUCAGCGACAGCCGCGCGGGCGCG